This is a messenger RNA of Exophiala spinifera, 861 nucleotides long. RefSeq lists its product as uncharacterized. The record is from RefSeq and is a predicted model, not a curated record. Gene Ontology annotation, cellular component: mitochondrion. The transcript is spliced from 2 exons. Lineage: Eukaryota; Fungi; Ascomycota; Eurotiomycetes; Chaetothyriales; Herpotrichiellaceae. The coding region runs from base 1 to 861 and encodes 286 amino acids. Gene Ontology annotation, molecular function: delta(3,5)-delta(2,4)-dienoyl-CoA isomerase activity.
AUGGCUUCCUACGCCUCGACGAAGUUCGACUAUUACAAUGUCACGAAUCCAAGCCCAUACGUGGUGCAUGUGGAAAUCAAUCGACCAAAGAAAAUGAACGCAUUCACCGCACCCAUGUGGGCUGAACUGAAGGGGAUAUUCGAAAGAUUGUCGACUGACCCUGACGUUCGAUGCAUCCUACUUUCGGGAGCCGGCGACCGAGCAUUUACAACAGGUCUCGAUGUGGAAGCCGCAUCGUCAAAAGACACUACACCCAUCAUUUCCCGGGAGUUUGUCGACCCAUCUCGCCGGGCAACACAACUCCGCCGCUACAUUCUUGAGCUGCAAGAAGCCAUUUCGGUGGUGGCUCGCUGCGAGAAACCGGUCAUCGCGUUGCUACAUGGAUAUACCUUUGGGCUGGGCAUCGACCUAUCAUCGGCGUGCGACAUGCGAUUCUGCCUGGCAGACACCAAGUUCAGUGUGAAGGAAGUCGACAUUGGACUGGCGGCGGAUGUCGGAACGUUGAGCAGAUUGCCCAAAGUGGUGGGCGGCGUAUCGAGCUGGGUGAAGGAAGUGUGCAUGAGUGCACGGGUGUUUGGUGCAGACGAGGCCAAAGCCAACAACUUCGUCAGCAGGGUUGUCAGUGGCGGCAAAGACGAGCUCAUCAAAGAAGGCAUGCAGUUCGCCCAGUAUCUAGCGACCAAGAGUCCUGUGGGCGUGCAGGGCACGAAGAACAUCCUCGACGCUGCAUGGGGAAGAACGGUGGAAGAUAACCUCAACUACACGGCUGUUUGGAAUGCAGCCAUGGUGCAGAGCACCGACGUCGAAAGAGCCAUCAUGAGUGGACUGCGAAAGAAGACGCCGACGUUUGAGAAGCUGUGA